This is a messenger RNA of Teleopsis dalmanni, 3234 nucleotides long. It is a transcript of the gene Bre1, whose product is annotated as E3 ubiquitin-protein ligase Bre1. Gene Ontology annotation, cellular component: HULC complex; nucleus. The coding region runs from base 112 to 3183 and encodes 1023 amino acids. The record is from RefSeq and is a predicted model, not a curated record. Lineage: Eukaryota; Metazoa; Arthropoda; Insecta; Diptera; Diopsidae. Gene Ontology annotation, molecular function: metal ion binding; ubiquitin protein ligase activity. The transcript is spliced from 6 exons.
CAGCUCAUUUUCACUGCAUUUUGCAAAAUGUCUGCGAGUGUUAACGGCAUACACGUAAUAUUUGUUAUUAAUAAAAUAUACAUUGGAGCAUAGAAAAUACCAUAAAUAAAAAUGUCGAAAAGAGCCGCAGAUGACGGAAGUAGUGGCACAAGUGCCGGAUCGUCCGGCACGAAUAUUGGACAACCACCAAUAAAAAAGGUUCAUUUUGAACCACAUCUCAUUGGACCCGUGUCGACGUUAGAAGAGAUGGACAUAAAAGUGCUUGAGUUUCAGAAUAAAAAACUAGCUCAACGUAUUGAGCAACGUAUGCGUACGGAGUCGGAAUUAAGGCAUCGUAUUGAGCAAUUAGAGAAAAGGCAAACCCAAGAUGAUGCUGUAUUAAAUGUUGUAAACCGGUAUUGGAAUCAGUUAAACGAAGACAUUCGUGUUUUGCUACAACGUUUCGAUGCAGAAACUGCUGAUGAGUCUGAAAGUAGGAACCAACAUGAUAGUACAACGUCAUUUCUCACUCAACUAUCCACAUGGGAUAAAGAAGAAUUGGAUGAUAAGUUAGCCAAUAGAGUUCAAGUGUCGAAACGAGCAGUUGCAAAAAUUGUUCAAGUUAUUGAUCGGAUUAUGCAACGUAACGAAAAAAUUACUGAUGCUUUAAAAGAUACAAUAAUAAGCGGUGGUAAUAGAUCAGGUAAAACUGAAGUUGAAGAUGAUGUUGACAGCAGUACACAAGGUAGUUCUUCUAUAGAUGAGACGUUAAAGCAAACACAUAUUGAAAUUAUGACUGAGAACACCAAUUUGCAACGGUUAAACACAACUUUACUUGAAAGAUAUCACAACGAUUCUCUAAAAUUAAAGGAAUGUCAGGACAAAUUAACUGCCAAAGAAACUGAAAAUGCAGAACUUAAAAAUCAGAUCGAUGAACUGCAGUAUGAUCUUGAGAAAAUACAUUGCAGGAAUGAUAAACUAGAGAACCAUUUGGCGGAAGCUAUAGAAAAACUAAAAGCUUAUCACCAAAUGCAUGGUGAUCCCAAUAAAAACUCAAGUGCUUCUAAGACUGCAACACCGACUAAUAUAAAUAGCCAACAUUUUGAAGACUUACAAAAGGAGUUAGAAGAAUAUCGUGAAUUAGCUAAUAAUCGCCUACAGGAGUUAGACAAGUUACAUUCUACUCACCGUGAAACACUUAAAGAAGUUGAGAAGUUAAAAAUGGAUAUUCGUCAACUACCGGAGUCAGUUAUAGUAGAAACUACAGAAUACAAAUGCUUGCAAUCACAGUUUUCUGUUUUAUACAAUGAGUCGAUGCAAAUCAAAACUAUGCUUGAUGAAACACGUAACCAACUACAAUCAAGUAAAAACCAGCAUUUACGACAAAUUGAAAUAAUGGAAAGUGAAGAGUUAAUUGCCCAGAAAAAAGUACGUAGCGAAAUGAUACAAAUGGAAGGUAUGCUCGAGGAGAUUCGAAAAGAAUACGAAAACCUACGUGUUGAAUUCGAACAAAAUAUGGCAGCAAACGAGCAAACUGCACCAAUAAAUCGAGAAAUGAGGCAUCUUAUAACAUCACUCCAAAACCAUAAUGGCCAGUUAAAAGGCGAGGUGCAACGUUAUAAGCGAAAAUAUAAAGAUGCUUCUGCUGACAAUGUUAAGUUGCGUAAAGAACUUGAAGAUACUUUGGUAAAAUUAGAUGGUACUAAGCAGCAAGGUUUACCGUGCGAUGAAAUAAAACAAGAAGGUAUGUGUGUGCUUAAGGAGGAAGCAUCUUUACUCGGUAUUGGAUGCACAGGGCUAGGUAUUAGUGAUAUGAAUGCACCUCUAAAAGAUGAGCCGAUGGCAUCAAAUAAAAUGGAAGAUGAAAAUGAAGAUGACUGUCUUAAGGAUUCAAAAGAUGGAAUAAAAUCAGAAAAAUUAUCACCAUCCCAAAGUGGCGAUAAGAAAGACAUAUUAACAGCUGGUGGAGUUUGUCAAUCAGCUGGUGCAAAUGCAAAUGCUGCUGGAGGUGUGAGUAUAAAAACGGAGAAAGAUUCUAAAGAAGCUCAAAAAUCAAAAGAAAUGAAGCUCGCAGAAUCGGAACUCGUUAGAGACUACAAAGCUCAAUUAAAGAAAGCUCUGAAUGAUCAAAAGGAAAUGAAAUUACUUCUUGACAUGUAUAAAGGUGUUUCAAAAGAUCAACGCGAUAAAGUACAACUUAUGGCAAUUGAAAAAAAACUACGUUCCGAAAUAGAGGAAUUGCGGCAGCAACUUAAGAAAAUACAAGAAAGUAAACGGGAAGAACGUAAAAAACUAGCUGAUGAAGAAGCAUUACGUAAAAUAAAACAAUUAGAAGAACAAAAGUAUGAGCUACAAAAACAAGUAGCUAAUCAAAAGCCGAACGAUAAUGCUUGGGGCGGACCAGGAGCUCCUAAUUAUGCACGUCCAUUUGUGGGUUCCCAUGAGGAGGAAGCAUUGUUAAAUGAAAUGGAGGUUACUGGUCAAGCGUUUGAAGAUAUGCAGGAACAAAAUUCGCGUCUAAUUCAGCAAUUGCGCGAGAAAGACGAUGCCAAUUUCAAGUUGAUGUCUGAACGUAUAAAAGCGAAUCAGUUGCAUAAGUUAUUACGUGAAGAAAAGCAAGUACUUGAGGAUCAAAUGGCUACACGUGACGCUCAAAUAGAAGCGAUGCAUAUAGUGCUGCGUAAGCUGGAAGAAAAAGAACGCAUUUUACAGUCCACAGUCGCUACUAUAGAAAAAGAAUUGGUAUUACGUCAACAAGCCAUGGAAAUGCACAAACGUAAAGCUAUAGAAUCAGCCCAAUCUGCAGCUGAUCUUAAAUUGCAUUUAGAAAAGUAUCACUCGCAAAUGAAAGAAGCUCAACAAGUCGUUGCUGAGAAGACCAGCUCUUUAGAGGCUGAAGCUUAUAAAACAAAACGUCUACAAGAAGAGUUGGCGCAAUUCAAACGUAAGGCCGAAAGAAUGAAAAAGAUUGAAAUGGCCGGCACCACCAUUGACGAGGUUAUGUUAGAAGAAAUUCGUGAAUACAAGGAAACACUUACUUGUCCAUCGUGCAAAGUCAAACGUAAAGAUGCUGUACUUUCGAAAUGUUUCCAUGUGUUUUGUUAUGACUGUUUACGUACACGUUAUGAGACUCGUCAACGUAAAUGUCCAAAAUGUAAUUGUGCUUUCGGAGCUAAUGAUUACCAUCGAUUAUAUUUGACAUAAAGAUACAAUUUACAUUUUAAAUUUUAUAUAUAAGAUUUUGUGUAACUUUUU